Molecule: messenger RNA, 5044 nt
Organism: Molossus molossus (Pallas's mastiff bat)
Lineage: Eukaryota; Metazoa; Chordata; Mammalia; Chiroptera; Molossidae
Gene: NISCH
Product: nischarin
Exons: 21
Coding region: 59-4483 (1474 amino acids)
Cellular component (GO): cytoplasm
Molecular function (GO): phosphatidylinositol binding; protein kinase binding; integrin binding
Source: RefSeq, a predicted model, not a curated record
GACGCUGGCCCGCCCCCUGUGCUGCUAGUCUGCGCCGGGCGGCCGCGGAGCCCGGAACAUGGCGACUGCGACGCGCAGCUUCGGGCCCGAACGGGAGGUCGAGCCGGCCAAGGAGGCGCGCGUCGUGGGCUCUGAGCUCGUGGACACGUAUACGGUUUACAUUAUUCAGGUCACUGAUGGCAACCAUGAAUGGACAGUCAAGCACCGCUACAGCGACUUCCAUGACCUGCAUGAAAAGCUUGUUGCAGAGAGGAAGAUUGAUAAAAAUCUGCUCCCACCCAAAAAGAUAAUUGGGAAAAACUCAAGAAGCUUGGUGGAAAAGAGGGAGAAGGAUUUGGAGGUCUACCUCCAGACACUCCUGGCCACCUUUCCUGGCGUGGCCCCCAGAGUACUGGCCCACUUCUUGCAUUUUCAGUUUUAUGAGAUAAAUGGCAUCACUGCUGCACUGGCUGAGGAGCUCUUUGAAAAAGGAGAACAGCUCCUGGGGGCCGGUGAGGUCUUUGCCAUCAGGCCCCUGCAGCUCUAUGCGAUCACCGAGCAGCUGCAGCAGGGAAAGCCCACGUGUGCCAGCGGGGAUGCCAAGACUGACCUCGGGCACAUCCUGGAUUUCACCUGUCGCCUUAAGUACCUUAAGGUUUCUGGCACAGAAGGACCUUUUGGAACCAGCAACAUUCAAGAGCAGCUCCUGCCUUUUGAUCUCUCAAUAUUCAAAUCUCUACAUCAGGUGGAGAUAAGCCACUGUGAUGCCAAGCACAUCCGGGGGUUGGUCGCGUCAAAGCUCACCUUAGCCACAAUGAGUGUCCGCUUCUCAGCAACUUCAAUGAAGGAAGUCCUCGUUCCUGAAGCCUCGGAAUUUGAUGAGUGGGAGCCAGAAGGCACAGCCCUGGAAGGCCCCGUGACUGCCAUCAUCCCCACAUGGCAAGCACUGACCACUCUAGACCUGAGCCACAACAGCAUCUCCACGAUCGACGAGUCUGUGAAACUGAUUCCAAAGCUUGAAUUCCUGGACCUGAGUCACAAUGGAGUGCUAGUUGUGGACAACCUGCAGCACCUGUACAACCUCGUGCACCUGGACCUGUCCUACAACAGGCUGUCCUCCUUGGAAGGGGUUCACACCAAACUGGGGAACAUCAAGACUCUGAACCUGGCGGGCAACCUCCUGGAGAGUCUGAGUGGCCUGCACAAGCUAUACUCCUUGGUCAACCUGGAUCUCAGCAACAACAGAAUCGAACAGAUGGAGGAGAUCAGGAGCAUAGGCAGCCUCCCAUGUCUGGAGCACGUGGCCCUGCUGAACAACCCUCUGAGCAUCAUCCCUGACUAUCGGACCAAAGUGCUGGCUCAGUUUGGAGAGAGAACCUCUGAGGUCUGUCUGGACAACACAGUGACCACAGAAAAGGAGCUGGACACUGUAGAAGUGCUAAAGGCAAUUCAGAAAGCCAAGGAGGUCAAGUCCAAGCUGAGCCACCCUGAGAAGAAGGUUGGUGAGGAUUGCCGGCUCUCAGCUGCCCCCUGCAUCAGACCCAGCAGCUCCCCUCCCACCGUGGCUCCCACCUCCGCCUCCCUGCCCCAGCCCAUCCUCUCCAACCAAGGAAUCAUGUUUGUGCAAGAGGAGGCCCUGGCCAGCAGCCUCUCGUCCACCGACAGUCUUACUCCCGAGGACCGGCCCAUUGCUCGGGGAUGCUCUGAUUCCUUGGAGUCCAUCCCUGCGGGACAGGCACCUUCUGAUGAUUUAAGGGACAUACCUGGAGCUGUCGGUGGUGCAAGCCCAGAGCAUUCGGAGCCAGAGGUCCAAGUGGUGCCUGGGUCUGGCCAAAUCAUCUUCCUGCCCUUCACCUGCAUUGGCUACACAGCCACCAACCAGGACUUCAUCCAGCGCCUCAGCACACUCAUCCGGCAGGCCAUCGAGCGGCAGCUGCCUGCCUGGAUUGAGGCAGCCAACCAGCAGGAGGAGGGCCAGGGAGAGCAAGGCGAGGAUGACGACGACGAGGACGAGAAUGUUGCUGAGAACCGAUACUUUGAAAUGGGGCCUCCGGACAUGGAGGAAGAGGAGGAGGGAGGCCAGGGAGAGGAGGAGGAGGAGGAGGAGGGUGAGGAGGAGCGCCUGGCCCUGGAGUGGGCCCUGGGUGCAGACGAGGACUUCCUGCUGGAGCACAUCCGCAUCCUCAAGGUGCUCUGGUGUUUCCUGAUCCACGUGCAGGGCAGCAUCCGCCAGUUUGCUGCCUGCCUCGUGCUCACUGACUUUGGCAUCGCUGUUUUCGAGAUCCCACACCAGGAGUCACGGGGCAGCAGCCAGCACAUCCUCUCUUCCUUGCGCUUCGUCUUCUGCUUCCCACAUGGCGACCUCACUGAGUUCGGCUUUCUCAUGCCAGAGCUGUGUCUAGUGCUUAAGGUGCGGCACAGCGAGAACACGCUCUUCAUCAUCUCGGAUGCCGCCAGCCUGCACGAGUUCCACGCCGACUUGCGCUCCUGCUUCGCCCCGCAGCACAUGGCCAUGCUGUGCAGCCCUGUGCUCUAUGGCAGCCACACCAGCCUGCAGGAGUUCCUCCGCCAGCUGCUCACCUUCUACAAGGUGGCAGGUGGCUGCCAGGAGCACAGCCAAGGCUGCUUCCCUGUCUACCUGGUCUACAGCGACAAGCGCAUGGUGCAGACAGCUGCCGGGGACUACUCAGGCAACAUCGAGUGGGCCAGCUGCACACUCUGCUCAGCUGUGCGGCGCUCCUGCUGUGCACCUUCUGAGGCCGUCAAGUCCGCUGCCAUCCCCUACUGGCUGCUGCUCACGCCCCAGCACCUCAAUGUCAUCAAGGCUGACUUCAACCCCAUGCCUAACCGUGGGACCCACAACUGUCGCAACCGCAAUAGCUUCAAGCUCAGCCGCGUGCCGCUCUCCACUGUGCUGCUGGACCCUACGCGCAGCUGCACCCAGCCACGGGGUGCCUUUGCUGAUGGCCACGUGCUGGAGCUGCUUGUGGGGUACCGCUUUGUCACUGCCAUCUUUGUGCUGCCCCAUGAGAAGUUUCACUUCCUGCGCAUCUACAACCAGCUGCGAGCCUCGCUGCAGGACCUGAAGACUGUGGUCAUCGCCAAGACCCCUGCGACGGCGGGCCAGUCCCAGAGCCCCCUCGUGGAUGGCCAGCCAGCCGAGGACAGGGCCAGCAGGGACCAGCUGCCCCGGGAGGCCCCGGCAGACGUGCCAGUUCCGGCCCCGGUGGAGAUCCCAGCUCUGGCCCGGGCAGAGGCCUCAGCCCCGAAGGAGAACCUGGCGCAAGCUGAGGCCCCGUCCCAGUACCCAGGCGAGCACCUGAUCCAGUCCAUCUCCGAGGAGAAUCAGAUCCCCUCCCACCUGCCCGCCUGCACAUCGCUCCGGCACAUCGCCAGCCUGCGGGGGAGUGCCAUCGUCGAGUUCUUCCAUAGCAGCAUUGCCGAGGUGGAAAACGAGGAGUUGAGGCACCUCAUGUGGUCCUCGGUGGUGUUCUACCAGACCCCGGGGCUGGAGGUGACCGCCUGCAUGCUGCUGUCCACCAAGGCCGUGUACUUCGUGCUGCACGACGGCCUCCGCCGCUACUUCUCUGAGCCGCUGCAGGAUUUCUGGCAUCAGAAAAACACUGACUACAACAACAGUCCCUUCCACAUCUCCCAGUGCUUUGUUUUGAAGCUCAGUGACCUACAGACAGUCAACGUUGGGCUUUUUGACCAGUAUUUCCGGCUGACAGGCUCCUCCCCAAUGCAGGUGGUGACAUGCUUGACUCGGGACAGCUACCUGACACACUGCUUCCUUCAGCAUCUCAUGGCUGUGCUCUCCUCCCUGGAACGCACGCCCUCUCCUGAGCCUGUCGACAAGGAUUUCUACUCCGAGUUUGGGAACAAGACCACAGGGAAGAUGGAGAACUACGAGCUGAUCCACUCGAGCCAGGUCAAGUUCACCUACCCCAGCGAGGAGGAGAUUGGGGACCUGACCUUCAUCGUGGCCCAGAAGAUGGCUGACCCAGAGAAGGCACCGGCCCUCAGCAUCUUGCUGUAUGUGCAGGCCUUCCAGGUGGGCACGCCACUACCGGGGCGCUGCAGGGGCACGCUGUGCCCCAAAACACUCCUGCUCACCAGCACCGAGAUCUUCCUUCUGGACGAGGACUUUGUCCACUAUCCGCUUCCCGAGUUCGCCAAAGAGCCGCCACAGAGAGACCGGUACCAGCUGGAUGAUGGCCGCCGUGUCCGGGACCUGGACCGUGUGCUCAUGGGCUACCAGACCUACCCUCAGGCUCUCACUCUCGUCUUUGACGAUGUGCAAAGCCACGACCUCAUGGGCAGCGUCACUCUGGACCACUUCGGGGAGGUGCCGAUGGGCUCAGCCAGAGCCGACCAGGGCCGCGAGGUCCAGUGGCAGGUGUUUAUCCCCAGCGCUGAGAGCCGCGAGAAGCUCAUCUCUCUCUUGGCCCGCCAGUGGGAGGCCCUGUGCGGCCGGGAGCUGCCCGUUGAGCUCACUGGCUAGCCCAGGCCCAGCUGGCCGCUGCUGCCCUCCGUGUCCAGCCUGGCGUCCACUCAGUGUGGGGAAGCAGGCUUUCUUUGUUCUUUUAGAAAAGAUCUCCCUUUUGGUACCUUCAUUUGGUUGUCCUCCCACAGAAUGUGAACAUACGUGUUCAGUUGAUUCUAAUCUGGGAAUGAAGGUGCCGGCCCCUCCAGGGCCUCCUGUGCCAUCGGCCCUCCGUGGAUCUGUGGCCUGCCCCUGGGGGGGUGUGGCCAGGCCCAGCAGUGUCAUGUCUUCUGUCGUAGGACUGUUGUUAACAUGUGGCGUCAUGGGUCCUGUUGACUUAAAUGUCUUUUCCUGAAAUGUCAAGUCCAGCCUUGUCAGUGUGGAUGUUGUGGGCAUUCGCUGCUGGCCAUGCAGCUGGCAGCAGAGUGCACACUGGGUCCCACCCUGUGCAGUUUUCCAAAGUGGAGGCUUCUCCUGGUCCAGACAAGUGGGAGGGCCCCAUGGGCAGAGCCCUCGUCCUUGGGGCUGAGAGGGAUGGGCCAGGGCACCUACAGCUGCCAGCACCACGCGUGGCUCCUG